Molecule: messenger RNA, 2392 nt
Organism: Vicia villosa (hairy vetch)
Lineage: Eukaryota; Viridiplantae; Streptophyta; Magnoliopsida; Fabales; Fabaceae
Product: protein ACCELERATED CELL DEATH 6-like
Exons: 4
Coding region: 89-2218 (709 amino acids)
Cellular component (GO): plasma membrane
Molecular function (GO): protein phosphatase 1 binding; protein phosphatase regulator activity
Source: RefSeq, a predicted model, not a curated record
CAGCUGAUUAAUUUACUGAGUGAUCGAGCUUGAAGCAGUUCAGACAUUGUUUUGAUAGGUUCUUUUUAUCAAUUGUUGAGAUUUGAAUAUGCGGGGUUAUCUACCAAACAAAUUAUUUUUAGUUGAACCAUGGCAAGAUGAUGAAUACUUAUCAAAGAGGAUGCGUAGUAGUGAAAAUGAACUUGAAAAUGAACUUGAAAGUGAACCCACAGAAGUCAUCGAAGUCAUUGAAAAAUGUUGCAAAUUUGACAAUGAAAUUAAUUUGAUUAGCGAAGCAUAUCAUUUGGGAUAUGGAGGUCCAAGGAAUUUGUUGGAUCAUUUUUCUAAUCUAACUGACAUUGAGACUCCUAUGAAAAACAGUGUGCUACAUAUUGCAGCAGGAAAUGGUAAUGAUGCCAUUGUUACUCUUUUGAUUGAACGUGCUCCAAGACUUUUGUUCACAUAUAACGAUAACCAUGACAGUGUAUUACAUGUUGCUGCAAGAGAUGGACAAAUCUCAACUAUUAAAAAGCUAUUAGAAGGUUAUACUGAUUUUAAAAGGCUUGAUAUAAAAAGAGCAUGGUCUAACUUCUAUGACUUGGAUAGACGCCCUGGAUACUAUGAUGACUAUGGUGAGAAGUCAAAUAUGCAUGAUCUAUUAGUGUUUGUUCAAUUGAAUAAUCAUCAAGGCAACACCAUGUUUCAUGAGGCAAUGUUAUGUGACAAGAGAAGUAUUGGUGGGGAUAUGAUUUUCCAAGUUUGUGAGCUUUUCAAAACAGAAGAUUUGGUCAAGGAUUCGUUGUCAAAUUGUUGUUAUGAAUAUGCAAUGAAUAAUGUUAAUUAUGACAACAAAACUGCUCUUUAUCUUGCCGUUGAAAAUGGGAACACGGAUGCAGUCCACAUGAUAUUGGAAAAGUCUCGCAGCGAGUGUUGGCCGUGGGGAUUAUCACCGCUUGUAGGAGCAAUCAUGAUGCAUAAUCAAGAAAUGUUGAGGAUCAUGCUAAAACGCAGGCAUAAUUGGAUCCAUUCAAAAGAUAAACAUAAAAGGCUUCCUCUUCAUUAUGCUGCAUCUAUAGGUUAUCUUGAAGGUGUUGAUUUAUUACUUGAAUUAUGUAAAUGUUGCACGAUUCAAAGGGAUAAGUAUGGCUAUUUCCCAAUUCAUCUAGCUUCUCAUGGAGGACAUGUGGAAGUAGUAAAGAAAUUGCUAGAAUACUGUCCAAAUCCAACAGAGAUGCUUGACGCUUCUCAUGGACGUAAUAUUCUUCACAUGGCAUCAAACAAUGGAAAACAUGAGGUUGUACGCUACAUACUACAAAGUGAUCAAAUUCGCAAACUUGAUAAGAAACAUAAGAUGAUAAAUCAAAAGGAUAAAAAAGGAAAUACACCUUUGCAUCUGGCUGCAAAAUCGUUUCAUCCAAAAACUGUUUUUUACUUAACAUGGGAUAAAAGAGUGGAUUAUGAUCUGGUUAACGAAAACAACCAAACAGCUCUUGAUGUUCUCAAUGAAAUUUCUCAAUUCACUCGUUUGUCCACGAGACAGCAACUUACACGCUCUGCACUGAAUUCGGCUGGAGUAAAAACAACUUUCAAAAGAGCAGUCCACAAUAAAUUGGGACGAAAUGUCGAAAAUUCACAACAAUCAAAGAAAUCAGAUGAAAGUGGCUCGAAGCCGAAUGAAAGUGGCUCAAAGCCGAAUGAAAGUGACAAAACUGUCUCCAAUACUCCACAAUAUUUUUUUUUGGCAGGCUCUGACGUCCAAUAUAAAGAUAGAGUAGAGACUCUUAUAUUGGUUUCAACCCUUAUAAUCACUGCUUCUGUAGCAGCAUGUUUUGCUGUUCCAGGUGAAGCAAAUGGAAGAGCAUACAACCUAUAUCAUACAAUGUUCCAUUUUUUCACCUUCUUCAUCACAAUAUCAUUGUUUAGUUCUAUUAGUGCUACUAUCAUACUUUUUUGGGCAACACUUGGAUUAUCUCAACUAGUCACUUCCUCACUCAAAAUUGUUAUGCCACUUCUUGGAAUCGCUCUCAUUUCACUAACUUUGGCUUUCAUGGCUGGUUUCUACACAGUUAUCAGUCCACUAAAUUGGUUGGCCAAUCUCUUUCUGGUUGUGGCUGUGACUUUUGUUGUGCUUGUGAUUUUGUUGUACAUAAACCUUUUCCUCCCCUCAGCGUCAACAAGAAAGCCCAUGCGAUACAUUUCUUAUUACCCAUUUCUUUUUCUAGCAUGGCUCGCAGAGUAAAUUGGAUUCUCUACAAUGACUCGCAUAUAUUUCAAUAUCUAUUAUAACUAGGUGGGGAUUCUUCAUUAAACUAAAUAAACCCCAGCAAUAUUUAUGUUCCUCUUGUAACCUCUAUAAUUCUAUGACUUAUAAUUCAACAAAGGUUUUUAUUUAGCUUCAUUUUCCAGAUUAUAU